Dendronephthya gigantea is the source of this 3209-nucleotide messenger RNA. RefSeq lists its product as uncharacterized. The record is from RefSeq and is a predicted model, not a curated record. The coding region runs from base 287 to 2323 and encodes 678 amino acids. NCBI's taxonomy places the organism in Eukaryota, Metazoa, Cnidaria, Anthozoa, Malacalcyonacea, Nephtheidae. The transcript has 4 exons.
UUAACUUAUCAAUUCGAAAUGCAAAUCUUCACCCGUGGUGUGAUCAUGAAUUUGCAUAACAAAACACUAUUGCCAUUGAUACACUGCGCUUAAUAUAUUGACUUGACUAACCACACCGUCACAUCACAAUCCCUUUAACCCUCAUCGAGGCGCGACAGUCAAUUCCAAGAAUAUUCAAGUGUCAUUCAAGCCUACGCAGUUGAACUCGGCUGUUUCGCAUCGGUUUCGAAACUUGGUUUUUAAACUUUUUCGGCCAAAUACGAGGUACAAAAUUAAAUUCUCAGACAUGAUGCCUAUUGUAACUUCUAAUGAUAAUAUUGCGACAAAAUAUGUCGAGAAAAAAGUAUCAUUUGACAAGGAAAACCGGCAAGAUUCUUAUAAUGACAAGCCUCGACUCAGACCGGCUGUAACGUCGCAACGCCAAGAUGAACUUAGUGAUGCGGCAACAAGAAGUGGUCAAACCUCAUUCAAAACGAAUAACCUUGGCAUUUCGGUCUCACCUCCAUACAUGGCCACCGAAGAAAAAAGACAAGUAACGUAUCCCGUUAUUAAUGAUGUACGGACGCUACAAGUACCAGGUCAAGCUAUGACGACGCAUCAAGAAAGAUUGCCUACAAUGAUUCACAGCUCGCCAUCUGAACAGUCUAGGUACCUAACAAAGAAUACGACCCAACCUGUUCACAGCGACCAAAUACCUCCUAAAAACAUACAAUUGAUACCACAAAGGCCUCAGGAUCUCAUAGAUAACGUAUCCAUCGACUCAGCACGAGAAAAUUUUAGGAGUAGCGCACAGUAUCGUAAAUCUUACGCGUUCAAAAUCUGGCGAGACAAAGGAAGCUUUCCAUAUCGGCUUGCUGAGCAACCAGUUGUUAAAGAAGUAGCACAACGGAAGAAAUCUAAAAAAUACAUGAACGCUGUACGAGCGCAAAGAGAUCGUGAAAAUGAAGAAGCUUGGAAAACAUUUAAGAGUUGUAGAACAACAACAAAUGAGAUGAGAUAUAGAAGAUCGUCGAAAUUCCCACGCAUUCGGGUAGAAGCAAAUGUAAUUACGAAUAAACAUUACGAGAAAGAACAGUUAGACACGCUAUUAUCCCAAGACAUAGAACAGAAAGGAAGAACUAUGAAGCAACAGAACUGUAUACCUGACUACUUCAAGAAUAAGAAAGAAUCGGCACAGAAGACCGAAAUUGUACAUUCGCCUACUAAAUCUAUUCCGACUUCAGUGAUCCAUGUACUCGCAACAAAGCCUUGUGACGUUUCUGUACAAACUAAUCAAGCCGAACAACGUACACAUAAUUCGAAACGAGCAACACUAUCAGGAGUUGAGUCGCAAUCAUAUGUAACUUCUGAAGGAAAAUUAUCGCCAGAUAAACAGGGCGGUUCCUCCCAAUGGUCUAAUGAACUAACUUCCUCCAUCGGAAAUUAUAAUAUGCAUGCUCAAAGUCCCGAAGUGGAUGCUAAUGCAGAGAACGGUGUACAGCAAAUAUCAACAGAAACGUUCACUAAAAACAAACAGCCGGACAUUUCAAACAGUUUCAGAGAGACUAUUCCAUCUAACACUCAGAGCGAACAAGAAGGCAGUCCUGCAAAACGCCAUUGUUCACCAAGUUUAUCCACCGUAUCACCUAUGUUAAGUAAUAACUCCUUCCGAAGUGGCGAAGCUACCGAGUGUUUACCAACUUAUUUGAAUGGUGAUGAGAACACUUCACAGGCCCGUACCCCGAGCCCAAUACUGCAGGCCCAAGAAGUAGACAACUCAAUUUUAACUUCAGUUAUUAAGAACAGUCUGGCAAAGAAAUACAGCAAAGAAAACGUGAAACCAAACGCUCAUGCAACAGCAGUUGAACGAAACAGAAAGCGAGUACGAGGUGAAUCGUUGAAUACUGAAGAAGGGGAGCCUCCGCGAGGAAGGAUAAAACAGCAAAAGGCAACCAUGUUCACACGCCUUGAUGAGGCUGUUGCAACUAAUCUUGCUGAAGGAAUACACAAUGUCAACUCGGAAUAUUUUCCAAUAGAAGCUCUUGCCAAGAAAGCGGCGAAUGAAACGAGCAAAGGCGUUUCUGACAACCGGGAGCGUAGAUUAGAAACAACAUCGGUUAAACACAAACUAGACGAGAUUGAACGUGCACGGCUGUUACUGAAAGAAUUAUUUGAUGUUACAUCGGAGAGUAGUGGGGAUAAUGAAAUGAAAACUUUCGAUCACGCGUCUCGUUCUUUUGGUCGAAAGAAUAUCCUAAAUCAUCUCAGCCUUAUUGAUCGGUAUUUUGCUGAGUUUCAAAAGAAGUUAUCCAGUUGGGAUCGCCCAACUUUGCUUCCAUCAUGAAUUAAUUGAUUGAUGGCUAUAUAUCAUGAUGACACUAUAUAUACUAAUUCACGUUUCGACUUUAUUAUCUUCAUUAAAGUUAACUAAAAUAUGACAAGCUCCCACUUUUAUACAUUUUUUUACACUUUUAUACAACUAAACAAUAUACUAUUAUAUAUUUACCAAUAUUAUUCACCAAUAUCAUUUACUAAGUCAUCAUGUAAUCUCGUACCCAGGGUCUUCUGUGUUCACGGGGCCCGUGAACACAGAAGACCCUGGGAACGAGGUUGGUCAUCAUGCACCUCGCACUUCCCAAGACUUCGCACGAUUGUGAUAAUCAUCACUAAUUACAUUCACGGAUUCAUAUCAAUAAUAGGUAUAUAUUUGGAUGCUAACGUAUUUUCAUCUACACGUAAUAUACUAGAGUGUAGUGCAUGGUAAUAAUAAUCUUACAUAGCUAUAUGUUGUUCAAAAAAAUGGCAGCCGAAAAACUGGUUUUCACAUGUAGGAACACCACAUACGAAACGCAAAGGUUAUAUUUUUUUAGCAAUACGUCAGGACAAAAAGGACAACCUUCUGCAUGAAAUUUGUGCGUGAAAAAACCCAUUUAUUUCGACCUAUAAAGCAGGUCCUCGAAGAAAAUAAUUUAAAAAGUCUGGUGAGACCGAACUUCAAAUUGGAAUCAUGUAUAUUUUAGCAUGUGUUAUAGAUCGCCAUUCACUGGUGGUCCGACGUGGAAAGCAGUUUGUGGCGCAAAUCAAUCAGCUACACUUACAAUUAAAAAUUUGCUAUUGUAAUUAAUGUUAUACUGUAAAAUACUGUAAAUGCUAUAUAAUAUUGGUAUCAUACUGUAUGAAUUUUGUACAUCAUGCAUACAUGCAGGUGAAAUAUAAUCCCUUACUUAGUA